AUGACCCAUGAGUCUUUCGGGGGAUAUUCAUUCUUUCUUUCUUUCCUUCGUUCAUUCUUUUCCAUUUUUAUCAUUUGCACCUUCUUUUAUGAAUUCAUUUUCUAUUCGUGUGUUUGUUUCUUGUCAUUUGUCGUGUAUUUACAUUUUUUCUGUCCUUUUCGUUUUCGUCUUUCUUACUUUCUUUUUAUAUUAUUAACACUUUUUCUCUCUCCUAUUAAUUUUCCACCUUUUUUUUCUUUGUCUUUCCCUUUCUUUCUUUCUUUCUUUCUUUUUUCCUUUCUUUCUUUCUUUCUUUUCCCUCCCCACUUCUGUCCGUUAGUCAUUUCUUUCUUUCUUUCUUUCUUUAUUUAUUAUCACUUCUGUCCGUUACACUUCUGUCCGUUAGUCAUUUCUUUCUUUCUUUCUUUCUUUCUUUAUUUAUUAGCACUUCUGUCCGUUAGUCAUUUCUUUCUUUCUUUCUUUAUUUAUUAUCACUUCUGUCCGUUAGUCAUUUCUUUCUUUCUUUCUUUCUUUCUUUCUUUCUUUCUUAGCACUUCUUCAUUUCUUUCUUUCUUUCUUUCUUUCUUUCUUUCUUUCUUUUUUCUUUCUUUCUUUCUUUCCCCUUUUCGUUUAAUAUUAGCACUUUUUCUGUCCGUUAGUAAUUUCUUCUUUCUUUCUUUCUUUCUUUCUUUCUUUUCGCUUUUCAUUCUCUCUUUGUUUCCAUUUCAUAUUAUUUGCACUUUCUUUUCUCUUCUAUGA
Molecule: messenger RNA, 738 nt
Organism: Acanthosepion pharaonis
Lineage: Eukaryota; Metazoa; Mollusca; Cephalopoda; Sepiida; Sepiidae
Source: the annotation of a GenBank genome assembly